Aspergillus puulaauensis is the source of this 417-nucleotide messenger RNA. RefSeq lists its product as uncharacterized. NCBI's taxonomy places the organism in Eukaryota, Fungi, Ascomycota, Eurotiomycetes, Eurotiales, Aspergillaceae. The record is from RefSeq and is a predicted model, not a curated record. The coding region runs from base 1 to 417 and encodes 138 amino acids. The transcript is spliced from 2 exons.
AUGUCAAACCCCCAAGGCCCUACCCCAAGCCAGCCCCUGUCCAUCCGGCUGCUCUACGGCUCUGCUCUAUGCGUCCAGUCGGUGGACUGUUUCGCCUUCUACACAAUCUCCCCUCUGCUAUUUCCAAAUCGCUCCGAUUUCGCGCACCCAGCAGCCCGCUUCUUCCUCCGGCAGAAUGCCACCCUGCUACUCCCGUUUAUCCUGAACUGCUGGUUUCUACGCGACUACCACAUUCGACAUACCAAGGUAGGACGAGUCGUUGGCAAGACCUUUGCCUUGUUUCAUGCUUCUGCGUUGGCUAUGUAUUCCUGGAGUCGAUGGGUGGGAGGGGAGUACGCGGUUGAACCGUUUUGGUUGAUUGGGGGGCUGCAUGGGGGUUGGGCUUUGUGGGCGAUUUGGGGACUUGUUUCUGGAUAG